UUGAAUAUCUGUCUGUCAAUGUCACCUGUUCCAAUUAUUCCAAGUUUUAUGAUCAAUUUCCAAAAAAUUUUGUAAACAUGUUGAUGAAACGUAUAACGCCGAACAUUGUUCCUAAAAUAUCAAAAAUUGUGAGGCACUUGCAAACCGUUGCACAGAGCAAGAAAGUGUACACAAAUGUCCCUGCAAAUUUCGUAUUCUCAAAGGGUUUCCAUGAUCCUGAACAACAUGAAAACAGAGAGAGUAUAGUCAACAGCAUGCUGGUUCAUGCCGAUUUCCUUACAGAAGUCGAAGAGAACAGCAUAUUUGGUGAGAUUGAACCUUACCUAAAGCGGAUGAGAUACGAGUAUGAUCAUUGGGAUAAUGCAAUCCACGGAUUUAGAGAGACUGAACGUGUUAAUUGGAAUAAGGAGAACACAUGCAUAUUGGAUAGGGUCAGGAAUUUGGCUUUUCCUGCUGGCGUAAAUCCUCUUCGAUUUGUGCAUAUUUUAGAUUUGGAUGAAAAGGGGUAUAUUAAACCGCACAUUGAUGCAAUUCGAUUUUGUGGAGAUACAAUAGCUGGCUUGAGCUUGCUCACGGACAGUGUGAUGAGGCUCGUGCACGAUAAAAACAAAGAUUUGUCUGUUGAUAUUUUGCUGAAGAGAAGAUCGCUGUACAUAAUGAAGGGAACGGCUAGGUUUGAUUAUACUCAUGAGAUUCUCGGGAAUGAGCAUAGCAAGUUUAAUGGAGAGACAGUGUUGAAGACGCGCCGGAUUUCGGUUAUUUGCCGCAACGAACCCGACCCAGAGAACACUAAAUUAUAACGAAAUGUGAUAUAAUAAAUAAGACAGUUGUAUAACAGUUUUUAUAGUAUAUCUAAAACAUUAAGAAAAAGUGAUUAUAUUUGUACUUAAAACUAUAUGUUGCUGCAAUUGAUACGAAAUAAAAACUUAUUUGUUAAA
This is a messenger RNA of Nicrophorus vespilloides, 938 nucleotides long. RefSeq names its product alpha-ketoglutarate-dependent dioxygenase alkB homolog 7, mitochondrial. The record is from RefSeq and is a predicted model, not a curated record. The transcript has 4 exons. Gene Ontology annotation, cellular component: mitochondrial matrix. NCBI's taxonomy places the organism in Eukaryota, Metazoa, Arthropoda, Insecta, Coleoptera, Silphidae. Gene Ontology annotation, biological process: fatty acid metabolic process; DNA damage response. Bases 78 to 800 code for a protein of 240 amino acids.